ACGCUUAGUCUUUCGUUGAACAGUGUUGGUUCUGGAGGCAAAAAUGUCGCUCUUGUCUUUAGAAACGCUUGUGGCACUUCUGGCCCUUAUUGGUGGCCUAGUGUACUACGUCACAAGGAAGCAAUCCUACUGGAAGGAUCGUAAGAUACCUCAUCCAAGUCCAACCUUCUUUCUCGGCAGCUUUAAGGAUGCCGGCAUGAAGAAGCACUUUUCGGAAUAUCUCGAUGAGUAUUAUCGUGCGUUCAAAGGCAACCAUCCGUUUGUGGGCGUGUACAUGUUGAUAUCACCUGUUGUGCUACCUACCGAUCUGGACCUGGUGAAAUCAAUCUUAGUGAAGGACUUUCAAUAUUUUCACGAUCGUGGCACUUACUACAAUGAGAAGCAUGAUCCACUGACAACUCAUCUGUUCAACUUGGAGGGUCAAAAGUGGAAAAACCUAAGGAACAAGCUAACACCAACGUUCACAUCUGGCAGGAUGAAGAUGAUGUUUCCAACGAUCGUUGAGGCUGGAAAACAGCUCAAAAGCUUCAUGGAAGAAAAUGCGGAGCAUCAGAGCGAGCUGGAGCUGAAAGAUAUCAUGGCGCGAUUCACGACGGAUGUGAUCAGAACGUGUGCGUUCGGUAUCGAGUGUAACAGUAUGCGUGAUCCUAACGCGGAGUUCCGAGCGAUGGGCAAACUGUUUGUGGAACGACCGCCGUCGAAUCUGGUGAACAUAAUGGUGCAGUUUUCUCAUAAGCUAAGCCGAAAGUUGGGUGUGAGGUUUAUCGAUAAGGAAGUUUCAGACUUCUUCCUGCAGGUGGUUAAGGACACGAUCGACUAUCGGGUGAAGAAUGGCAUACAGCGGAAUGACUUCAUGGACCUGAUGACUCGGAUGCAUAGGAACACAGACAAUUCUGAGGAAUCGCUCACAUUCAACGAGGUAGCUGCACAAGUUUUCGUUUUCUUCUUCGCUGGAUUUGAAACGUCCUCCACACUGCUUGCAUUGUCGUUGUAUGAACUGGCCCUGAAUCCUGAAGUACAGGAGAAGGGUCGUCAGUGCGUAAUGGAGGUUCUGGAGAAGCACAACGGCGAGAUGACUUACGAGGCAGUCAUGGAAAUGAAAUAUUUGGAUCAGAUCUUGAAGGAGGCCUUACGUAAAUAUCCACCACUGCCCAUACACAUCCGUGUGGCAACACAGGACUAUCCCGUACCGAACACGGGCUCCGUGAUCGAAGCCGGCACUAUGGUGCUGGUCCCGAUCUUCGCCAUUCAACGUGAUCCUAAUCUGUUUCCCGAGCCGGAAAAGUUCGACCCAGAUCGAUUCAGCCCUGAGGAGGAAGCUAAGCGUCAUCCGUGUGCCUGGACACCGUUUGGUGAUGGUCCGAGAGUGUGCAUUGGACUGAGGUUCGGGAUGAUGCAGGCACGGAUCGGAUUGGCAAAUCUGUUACAGAGCUUGAGCUUCGCUCCGUGCGAAAAAACCUCGAUACCGGUGAAGUUUGUGACGAACAACAUUAUCCUUUCGCCGAAUGAUGGUUUGUGGUUGAAGGUGAACAAGCUUUGAAAGUUACCAAGUCGGUUAUGGUUAUGUUUUGAAGAUUCGUUUACGAACUACAAAUGCAUUAGCGGUCUUUACUUACUUUUA
Molecule: messenger RNA, 1621 nt
Organism: Anopheles stephensi (Asian malaria mosquito)
Lineage: Eukaryota; Metazoa; Arthropoda; Insecta; Diptera; Culicidae
Product: probable cytochrome P450 6a14
Exons: 2
Coding region: 44-1540 (498 amino acids)
Molecular function (GO): oxidoreductase activity, acting on paired donors, with incorporation or reduction of molecular oxygen; monooxygenase activity; heme binding
Source: RefSeq, a predicted model, not a curated record